Molecule: messenger RNA, 5503 nt
Organism: Acanthochromis polyacanthus (spiny chromis)
Lineage: Eukaryota; Metazoa; Chordata; Actinopteri; Pomacentridae
Product: immunoglobulin-like and fibronectin type III domain-containing protein 1
Exons: 12
Coding region: 2464-4887 (807 amino acids)
Molecular function (GO): protein binding
Source: RefSeq, a predicted model, not a curated record
GUUUGCAGCGUUUUGAUCGUUUGUAUUGCGUUUUGGCCAUUUAUGUCGCUUUUUUUGUUUGCGGCGCGUAUGCCCUUGUCGGCCACCGUAACCAUUAGAACACAAGAGUGAUGGUUGUUGGAAAUGGAUCUCUGCACCCUUAUGUAGAUAUUCCAUUUGAAAUCAGCCAUUUCUAGCUAGAAUAGCCAUUUACCACAUUAACAAUGUCUAGACUUUAUUUUUGAUUCAUUUAAUGUUAUCUUCAUUGAAAAUUACGCUUUUCUUUCAAAAAUAAGGAUAUUUCCAAGUAACCCCUUUUAAACGGUAGUGUCCAAUAAGCUUAAUUUUCACGACUGAGACACCAUUGAAGUCCUUAGAUCAAGCAGAGUUCAAAGCACUGGUACAGAUAACUGCUGCAGUGCUUAGAGCCUGCACAUCCAAAACUCCACAUACUCCAUCUAGUCCAAAACAGCCAAACAGGAUGUGACAUCACAUUGCUAACAACCAUUCUUAAGGUAAUUUACAUUUUAAAAAAUGCUAUAAGUGGUUACAGCCAUGCUUUUGACAUGAUCAGAUCAAGUUGUCAUGGCAACGGUGCCUUGCUGAACUGCUUGGCUCCCUCAUUGCUGCUUGCUAUAUUUCAUGUAUGAGUUUUUCAUGUAGAAGAUAAGUGGAAAUGGUGACUCACCAACAGAUGUAUCUGUGGGUAUGUACUUUAGAGCCUAAAAUGUAUCUUCUAUUGGCAAAUUUUGAAUUCUGUUGUUUUUUGGAGAGACAGAAAUAUUACGAUCAUCUGUGAUGCAGCACAAUGCAUCCAUGCCACAAGUGAUGCUUACAAGAUGCAAGUUGGAUCUCACCUUCUCCAAUACCUUGUUCCUUUGCAUUAAAGUUUAUGUUUGUUAUUCCUGUUGCUGCUGUAUAUCUUGUUUUCAUCUUCUUUGUCGACAUUUUAAUUGUUAUUGUUGCUGUUUUUAUUAAUGUUAUUUGUAAGGCAACAGCAAAUGAGAAACAUUGGAUUGAUGGUAAUUACGAUGAUAUCCCCUAAAACUGAAAAGAACAAAACACAGAAGCAAGUGAUGCCACUGGUGAUUAUGGCAGCGGGCCAGGAGCAGACAGUGAUGAAAACGAUGAGAGUGCAGACGGUGGUGAGCCAGCAGCAGCAGCAGCUGGCAAACGUUCAGGCCGUAAACGGCAUGGCCCAUUGAUCGAGGAGACAGUUAGUGGUAAGAUUACGGGCAUUGAUUUAACUGCUGCAUGGGAAGCACUGUCAGUGCACAAUGUCAUUUUGUGAGUAAAUGACUUCCCAGUGGUUUGAGGGUUAACAGAAUAAAGGUGUAAGACCAUUGAGCAGAAGCCUAUAUUUGAUCUCUAAUUGUUUAGAUGGUGUUUUAGGCUGAUCAGAGUGCAACUAGAGUGGAAGUAACCUUGAGUGUGCCUCAAGACGCUAAUCAAAUCUGAUACACUAAUGGUUUUCUUCCCGUAUAGCACACUGCAUAAUUAUUUUUUCUGUUGUUGCAAAAGUGGAAAUAAUAAAAAACAUACUUAUGUGUUUGUAAAUAACAGAACAGUUUUGCUUACAUAUUUUUACUUCUCUGACUUACAGGUUGGAUAUCAGCAGACAAUUUACAGUUUAUUUUUGCCUACUUGUGUCUCUUAUGUAUUCGUUUGAAGACCGUGACUGUGUGUGUUUGUGUGUGUGCGAUGUUAAAAUGCCUCUGUGCUCUGUGUGCAUCUCUGUUAACAUCCUUGCUUGCCUUUUUAAAUGUUAAUUCAGGAUGAGUCGGUGCAUUGAGGUUAAUCAUUUAAAUGAGCAACUGCAGAACCAAUUGUGUAUUUGAUACAACGGAAACACUUGUGUUUCGACGCACUCUUACAUAAGUGGAAGAUGGAAGACACUGAGCUGACCUUGGAGGAUGACUAUGUUCUAAACCAUUUUUUUUUAUGUGACUGAAGCCUGAAUUCACGUCAGACAGAAAAAAAAUGAUACAUCUUGCACUCUCCAAGGAACUGUCAGUGUCCCAUGGGGAAAAUUUUACAUUUUAAGAGCCUGUCUUUCUUUCAAGGCUAAUUAAGCAAACAGAGGCAAAUGAAUAACUCUGUGAAGAUGUUCUUAUGAGCUGUGCCAAGAGUUCAACUCCUUUAAGCUGAAGAAGGCCAAACAAGACACUCAAGCUACACUUUCACAAAGAAGACAUCUUCAUCAAGUUUCAGUCCAAUGCUCACUUCUUACAUCCUUUAUUAAACGGUCCUCAAAUGUGGUAUGUUGAGUGAUUUAUAAGUAGACAAUAAAGCACAAAUCAACAGAAAUGCUGAAAGAAGAUGCAAACUGUUGCUAUUUCAAAAGUGAAGUAAGUGUGUACAUACUUGGAUUACAUACAAGUGAGUAGCCCAUGCAUCUCCGUAUAUACAUGAAUGCAUGAAAUCAUUGUAACUGCACAUUCACAAUUAUGUACAACAAUGAAUUGUAUGUAGACUGAGCAUGUGAUGUAUACAUUCACUAACUUGCUGGUUGUUCAAUAUUCAGAUCCUGGAGUUCACUUUCAUGCUGGCCUGUCGGACUGCAAAGCAAUCAUUGGAGAAGCAGCAGAGCUGGAGUGUAAACUGAGCAGUGAAGAGUGUGAGGGAAUCUGGUACAAAGAUGGAGAAGAGGUGAAAUCAUCUGAGGGUAUCACAAUUUCAAAAGAGGGAAGUUUCCACAGGCUGAAAAUUCACAAAGUCACUGAGGAAUUUGCUGGAACAUAUAAAUUUGAGGCAGAUGGGCGGAAGACCGAGGCCACAAUUGCUGUUGAAGAUCCACCCCGAUUUGAUACUGAGGAACUGGAAGCAUUUAAAACCCCUGUAACUGUGAAAAAAGGACACAAGGCUACUUUCAAAUUAUCUUAUAUUGGACGGGAACCAUUAAAAGUUCAGUGGUACCUUGAGGGUGAAGAGCUUUCUGAUGAAUCCACCAUCAAGCUCGAGCACUCAGACGGAUGUACUAAUUUGCUUCUAAUGAAGCUGCAGCGCAAAGACAGCGGUGAAGUGAAGAUCAAACUCAAAAAUGAGUUUGGCACUGUGGAGGCCUUCAGCCAGCUUAUUGUACUGGAUAAACCCACUCCUCCAAUGGGGCCCCUGGAGAUUGUUGAAGCGUCCUCCUCUGCAAUUGACUUCAAGUGGAGACCCCCAAAAGACAGCGGUGGCUGCAAGAUAGGCAACUAUAUCCUUGAAAGACAACAAGUCGGUCGCAACACCUGGAAGAAAGUAGGGCCAAUUGGUCCGGAGGCCAAAUACAGGGACCUCGAUGUAGACCAUGGCAGGCGGUACUGCUACCGCAUCAGAGUAGAGACUGAGAUGGGCACCAGUGAGCUGAUGGAAACAGAGGACAUUCAAGCUGGUACAAAAGCAUACCCUGGACCCCCAUCUGCACCAAAGGUUGUCACUGCCUUUAAGGACUGCAUCAACCUGACCUGGAGUCCUCCUUCUGACACUGGAGGAACCAAUAUUCUGGGAUACAACCUUGAGAAACGCAAGAAGGGCAGCAACCUGUGGGGCCAAGUCAACCCACUCGAAGAAAUGAUCAAAGGUAAAGGAUGUGCUGUAAAAGAUGUGGUGGAGGGCAUGGAGUAUGAAUUCCGCGUGUCAGCAAUCAAUAACUCUGGAGCCGGUGAAUUCAGCACACCAUCUGAGUUUGUGUUUGCCAGAGACCCUAAAAAGCCUCCUGGUAAAGUCAUUGACUUUAAAGUGACAGAUUCCUCCUACACAACCCUCUCUCUGUCUUGGACCAAACCCAAGGACAUUGAGGGGGUUGAAGAUGAAGCCAAGGGAUAUUAUGUGGAAAUCAGGCCUGCAGAGAACACAGAAUGGGAUCGCUGCAACUCUAAUGCAAUAACCAUGACUACCUAUACUGUGAAAGGCAUGAAGUCAAUGGGCAUGUACUGGGUGAGAGUCGUUGCUACAAAUGAUGGAGGAGAAGGAGAGCCACAGGAGCUGGAUAAUUACAUCCUCGCUAUGCCCCCUCCUGUGAGGCCACGAUUCACUGAUGCCAAAAUCAAGAGUUUCAUGGUGGUGAGAGCAGGAAAUUCUGCAAGAUUCAAUAUUAACUUUGAGGCUUCCCCUUGGCCAGAGGUAAUCUGGCUGAAAGAUGGAGUGCCAGUGUCUAAAAAAGUGACCAUCAGCAAUGCAGAGGGCACAUCUCAGCUUCUGAUUCCUUCUGCUGAGCGCACAGAUACUGGAAUCUACACUAUCAUUGUCAAAAAUAUUGUUGGCCAAGAAACAAUCAGUAUUGAAAUUAGAGUCACAGAUGAGCCUAAACCACCAGGUCCUGUGGAACUUGAUGAAAACGUACCUGGCACAGUGACCGUUUCAUGGACUGCAUCCCCUGAUGAGAAGCGUGAUGACAGGCUGCACUACAUGGUGAUGAAGCGUGAUUCCAACAAAAGAACAUGGAACACAGUUGCAGACCGAAUCUUCAACAAUAAAUUCACAGCCUGCAACAUAAUGCCAGGGAGAGAAUACCAGUUUAGAGUCUAUGCAAAGAACGACAUGGGCUCCUCAAAACCCUCCGAGUCACCAAAAUGGCUAAUUUCUACCAAAAAAGAAAAGUUCAAAGUGACCAUGCCAGAAUCGAAGCCCUGUAAUCUACAGUCUCCUCCCAAAUUCCUUGUCCCUCUGAAAAUGCAUACCGCUCCUCAGGGCUAUGAAUGCUAUAUGAGCUGUGCUGUGAAAGGGGAUCCAACACCUUCGAUGACAUGGCUCCGAAACAAUAUCAGCCUGAACACCAACACUAAUUACUUUAUCUCCAACACAUGUGGAGUCUGCUCUCUGCUCAUACUGAGAGUUGGUCCUAAAGACACCGGCGAGUACAAGAUUGUUGCAGAAAACUCAAUGGGAAGGGCAGAGUGCUCCACUAAACUGACCGUCAGAGAAUAAGUAAACAAACAUACCCAAGAUGAUGAAAUUGCUAUAAACCCCUAAACUAAACCAAGAUUUUGAUCAUUUACUGUAUCUUUCAGAAUGGAAACCCUGUCAGAUGGAGAUUGUGUUGUUAUUUAUUAAUGCUGAUGAAACCUUCUUUGUAGAUUGUUUUGCAUUGGAUUCACAAAUUGUUCAAAAUUCAAGUCACAAUAAUUACUUAGGUCUACAAAUGUUGCUGAUACACUAACAUGUUUGAUUUUAAUUGUAACAUCAACAAAUGGAAGCAUUCAAUAUAAUAGUGCACACUGUAUGGCCAUAUUAUGUUAAAUUUGUUAAACUGUUGUUAAAUUGCAGUGAUUUACUGAUUUUCAUUGUUGACCUAAAGCUGCAGCAAUAAUCUGCUUGUGUUUUUCAGUUUAUUUUAGAUCCAAGAUACUUCCACAUGUUUAGCAAUAGUUUGGUUGCAAUUGCUAUUUUUCAGUAACUGUAGAUGUGUCAUCUUCCCCUAAACAAAUGUCUAAAAUGAUAAAACACACUGAAAUUAAAUUUAUAUGCUACAGAUUCUGGUGAUAGUAUGUCAUGCAUAUCAAAAUGUGUGUGGGUUUGGUAUAAAUAAAUAUUUCAUACUGCA